Molecule: messenger RNA, 580 nt
Organism: Dacryopinax primogenitus
Lineage: Eukaryota; Fungi; Basidiomycota; Dacrymycetes; Dacrymycetales; Dacrymycetaceae
Exons: 2
Coding region: 12-443 (143 amino acids)
Source: RefSeq, a predicted model, not a curated record
GUCCGCCAACGAUGCAGAUCUUCAGCUUCUUCCUUCUUCUUUCUCUCAUUUGCCCCAUAUUCGCCUUGCCAACCCCGAAUCGCUUGUACAAGCGUACCCCUGCUGCCGAUGACUUGACGGAGUACAUCUCGGAACGUGAUUUCGAUUUGACCGAGCUUCCGAACGGCGAUGUUCUCCACCGGCGUGAUCUUGAGGCGCGUUUCCUAGAUGAGGAGGAGCAGGACUUCUCCGAACGGGCGCUCGAGGAGGACGAGUACGUGGAGGUUGACGACCGCUCCAAGAUCGGGGAGAAGAUCAAAGGUUUUUUCAGGAAGAUCGGCAACGGGAUCAAGGCCGUCGCUAGAGUCGCCAUGAACAUCCUACCCGUUGGUCGUACUGCCAAAAUGGCCGUCAAAGCAGGUGAGGGGAUCGCCAAGGUCGUUGAAUCGAAGAAGCAGCACUGAAUGAGGCACGUGAGCGUAUGCAUGGAGGAAUCCUUCGGAUAUAGACGAUCCUGGGGAGUUGAAUAUGAACACGCUCAUCAGGAAGAAACGUAAUGACAGCUUGUAUCUCUAGGUAUCUUAGUCAGCGUCUAUGCACA